AUGGCGACAGGAGGAGCCGCUGCAGCCAGCGGCGAGGACAAGAGCAACGGGGGCAAGAUCCCCGUACCCGUCUUCGAUGGCACGAGCAAGACCAUGAAGAAGUACCGCCGAGAGGUCGCCACCUGGCAAAUCGGCACCGAGGUCAAGCCGCCCAAGCAGGGAGCGACCUUGCUGGCCAGCCUCAAGGGCAAGGCCGAGGAGGCGUGCGAGGAGCUCGACCUGGACGCCAUCAAGGGUGAGGACUCGGUGGAGGUGUUCCUGGAGUACCUCGGGAAGCGCUUUCCCGAGAUCGAAGUGCUGGGGACCCCAGCGCUGCUGGAGACCUUCGUGCGCCCGGCCUGCGUCCGGCACAAGUACGAGGAGAUCCGCGACUACAACAACCGCUUCAAUGGGAUCGCCACCAAGCUGAAGGCCAAGGGCAUCCAAGUGCCCGACGAGGUCUUGGUGGACCCGUACAUCAAGGGGGCCCGCCUGCCCCCGGAGCGCGCGGCGAGCGUGCCCAACGGUGUGGGCAACCAGUUCAACCCCACCAAGAUCCAGGAGCAGUUGAUGAUCAACUUGCCCAAGGUAUCUGUCGUGGACGGCAGCAAGGACAGCCACGACAAAGGAGGCUACGGAGGUCACAAGAACAAGGACCACAAGCGGGCGUACGCCACGGAGACCUACGAGGAGGAUCGUAGGGCCGAGCUCGACGGCGCGUCCUCAGACAGCUCCGACGACUACGAGGACGAGCUUCCCGACGAGCUGCAGGACGUGAUCGACGAGGCGGAGGAGCAGGUAGCGUUCUUCACCAAGAAGAUGGUGCGCGCCAAGGACAAGCUGAAGGAGGCGAAGCAGGCGCGUGGCUACUUUGCCAAGCGCGACGGCGGCAACCCGCCGAAGAGAGACGAUCCCAAGAUCGCCAAGAUGAAGGCCAGGACACACUGCGGCGCAUGCGGCCAGAAGGGCCAUUGGCGCGGUGACCCGCAGUGCUCGAAGAAGAACGACCCUAACGCCAAGGCCGACAUCCCGAAGAAGGGAAGCAACAGGACGAACAUCGCCACGCACGAGACCAGCGACGCGCAGGAGCCUCACGUGGCGGAGAGGACAGUCGCGGCGGUCCACCAGCAAGACCAGCGGGCCGCGGCUCGCGACAGGAAGUACGGCGCGCUGCACAGCAUCGACUGGACGCAGAUCCGCCAGGCCGCCGAGCUACCCGAAGAAGUUACGGCGGCGGCGUUCUUCAUCAAUAAGGACCACCAGUGCCUGAUGGCCGCGACGAGCUCGGCGCUGAUCUACCUCAGCGUCGAGGACCUGCUGAAGGAGUCGGGGGGCAAGCUGACCUUCGACACGGCCUGCACUCGGUGCGUCGGCGACCUCGACUGGUACAGCGACAUCAAGAAGAGGCUGGCCGCCUUCAACAUCCAGCCCAUCGAGUACCCCGAGAAGGAGCCGUUCCGGUUCGGGGCGUCGAAGGUGGUGUUCAGCCUCAAGGCGGCGCUGAUCCCCUGUUCGGUGAACGGCAAGGCCUUCACCGUCCGCAUGAGCAUCGCGCGCAGCGCCGUGCCAGGACUGUUCAGCCGCAAGGCCCAGAGCGAGCUGGACAUAGUCUACCACGCCGGAGACAACAAGCUGGACAUCAAGUCGAUCGACGAGCACAACGUCCAGAUGGGCCUGAGCCGCGCCGGACACCCGACGCUGGACAUCACAGGCUUCACGCCGGACUAUAAGCCCGUUUUGGACGUCUCGGAUACCAAGGCCGAGAUUCGUUUUCAUCCAUGCGUUUCUUACCAUGCUGAGACAGCUGUGGCCAGCGCCGCCAAGCCGGUGGUGCCCGAGGCUCGCCACCCAGGAGUUACCUCGGAGGCCGACGAGUCUCCGUCGGAUACUGACUGCAAUGCGCUCGAUAGCGCCGAACUGUUCGAGCAGCAGCUAAACCUCGCAGCGAUACUCAGUCACGGCAUGUUCGAUUUCAGCAGCAAGCAAGCCGUAGCGAGCCACGAGAUCAGCCAUCAGCACGCAGUCGUCAAACUACAUCAUCACCGCAGCCAUCCGGCUCGAGUUCAACGGUGGCUCCACCAGCGAGUACGACGCGUGCCGUGGCAGAUCCAGCCACCGCAGCUUUUCACGAACCAGCGGCCGGCGCUUAUGCCCCCGUCGCACCAGCGAUGCACGACAUCUCCCAAGGAGACGAGCCCGGGGGGCAGCGGCCAGAACUUGCCGACGACGAGUACUGCCCGUCUUCCGGCGAUAUCCAGCAUGCGGAUGCCGGAGCUGCAGGCCGAGGUGGCAAGCUACGACUUGGAUGUGCGCGACGCCACGUGCGACCAGCUCCGGGUGAUCUUGCGUGCGCUGAGGGCCGAGGGCCGCGAGAGCACGCCGCAGGACGACUACAUCCCGGGGCUCGGCAAGAAGAACAAGGAGGAGCUCCAGCAGCUGCGUCGGGACCGCCAGAUCGAGUUCGACCAGCGCACGCCCGUGCCGGAGCUCAGGCAGCGCCUCAAGGGCUGGAAGGUCGAGGACGCGGUCAGCAGUGCCGCGGCGACGGUGGCUCAUCCGAGCUCACAGAUCACCGGGGCCGACAAGAUGCGCUUUGGCAAGUACCCCACGGCGGACUACCGCUGGGUGCUCAAGAACGACCUGGGCCACGCGCAGUGGGCGGUCCUGGAGCUCAAGAACAAUCGGGCAAGCCCACUCCUGGCGCGAUUUGCCAGGUGGGUAAAGGCGCACGGAGUGCAGCCCCUUCCCCCGGAGAAGGCCAAGACCACCUUGGAGGCAGUGAUGGCCGAGGAGGUGGUGCUGGACGACGAAUGGCCGCACGAGAUGGACACAAGCGACAUGGGCUUCGAGAAGGCGGGCGAGACCGACAAGGACGGGUCGCCAGCCCCGAGGCGGCGGUCAGGCAUCAAGAAGGGCAAGCGCGUCGGCCUCCUCUACCAGGUCACGGGCUUGCUGAGCGCCUUCGCCUUUCAGACGGUGCUCACCGCGGACUGGCCGGCUAGACCUCUCAAGCCCGUGGUGCAGCAUGCUACCAGUGCUGCGCGAGACGUGGUCGACCACGUCCAGGACGUCAAGGAGGCCUACAGCGUUCGCAGCCACCGCGUGGACGUAAUGCAGGUGUUCGGAGGCGAAGGCGGCAUCACCGAGGCGGCGUGGAAGCGCCGGAUGACGGCCACAGAGGUGAUCGACCGCAAAUACGGAUGGGACUUACGAAAGCAGAAGGACCUCGACGCGACGUACGACCUGCACAGCGCCUCAAGGCCGAAGUUCGUGUCAAUCGAGCUACCCUGCACCCACUACACGAACAUCACGCACCUCAAAUUUCGGACGCCGCAGGCCAGGCAGGCGCUCCGACGGAUCUGGAGGACGGAGCGGCCGUUCCUUUUAUUGGCCCGCGACCUCUUCAAGUACCAGCUCGACUCUGGCGACAUGGCCAUGAUCGAGAACCCGGCCACCAGCCGGCUCUGGACACAGCGCGCGAUUUUGGAGAUACUGGCAGAUGAGCGCGCGCACCAGGUGAGGCUGCUCGUUACCCACAAGGAGUUCGAGCAGCUGAAGCGCACCUGCAGCCACAAGCACCACGACCAGACCUUUGGGGACAACGUGGCGGUGCGCAAGUCUGGCGUUUAUCCCGCUAAGUUCUGCAGAGCGGCGGUGCGCAUUGUGGGGCAGGCGAUUCGCCAGCAAGGAGGGCAUCGCGCCUACCAGGUGGACUGCCAGUCGCACUCGUCGCCCUUCAUCGUGACAGUGCCCAGGGAGCAGGCCACCGCCUACGUAAACGACACCGCGCCCCUGGGAGAGACGGGCGAGCCUGAUGGGGACCCAGACCCCAUGGGCGGCGGAGACGACUUCGCCGACACUCACGACGUGCGGUCCGAAGAUACUGUGGACGGCAGGAUCGGUGUCGGCGCGAUUACUUUCACAAAGAAAGCAGCGGCCUGCUGCAAGCCAGCCGAGCUGGCCAUGCUCAAGAGACGCCACGUCAACUUGGGCCAUCCGUCCAAUGAAGAUUUGGGCCGCAGUUUGCGCCUCAAAGGCGCUGAGUCGGCCACCGUCCAGGCCGUCAAGGGGCUGAUCUGCGGGGACGUCGACGGCAAGAGCUAUUGGUAUUUCAGCAUCGUCGACCUGGCCACCACCUUCCAUGUCGCGACGCUGAUCGAUCGCCACACCAGCCAGGAGUUCGCUGCCGCGUUCGAGAGGUGCUGGGCCUCCUGGGCGGGCGUGCCCGACCGAGUUCACUUCGACAUGGAGAAGGGGUUCGGCGGCGCCCUCAGCGAGCUGUUCCAGUCAUUCAACACGGUGCAGCUGCCCAUCGCUGGUCAGGCACAUUGGCAGCUCGGUCGCGUGGAACGCCAGGGAGCUUGGUGGAAGGAGCUCGCGGCGAGGACGAUCGAGCACUCGUCGAUCAGGGGCGAGGACGAGAUGCGGACGCUGGCCAUCAUGGUAUCGGGCGCGAAGAACUCGCUGAGAAGGCGAGCAGGCUUCAGCCCCGCGCAGUGGGUGCUGGGACGCGACCCCAAGAUGCCUGGAGACCUAGUCGACGACACGGCCAACUACAGCGCCCACAGCCUCGCGGCCAACGACGAGAAGAUUCGCCGCCGAUAUGCCAUUCGGACGGCGGCGCGCGAGUCGUUCAUGAGGAUGCAGAACGACGACCAGCUCCGGCGAGCUAUGCUGGCUCGCGCGCGCACGGUGGCGACGCCCUUGUCAGUGGGCGAGAUGUGCUACGUCUUUCGCCAGGCCAAGAAGAAGGAGCAGCGGGAGCAGCACAACCGCAACGCCAAGAAGGGCAUCUGGCGAGGGCCGUGCGUAGUCAUCGGCCACCAAGGCGAGAACACCUGGGUCUCGCUAGGAGGGCACACCAUGCUGGUGGCCCCGGAGCACAUCAAGGCACUCGCUCCGGACGACGUCUGGUUCCCGAACGGCAGGGGCAAGAUCGGUCAGGCCGUGGCCGAGCUCAACCAGGCUCGCGACUCGCUCGAACAAGAAGAGGCUCAGGUGGUGGACAUCCGCCCGGCGCCUGGCGAGCCCGAGGUCAAGCCAGACGAGAUGGAGCAGGCGUGGCGGGAAUUCAUCGACAACCCGGACGACAGCGACCUCAAGCUGAACGUCUCCGAGGAUCCGCCCCAGCAGGAGCAGAUCCAGGUGCGGCCCGCCGACGUGCCGCAACAAGCUGAAGAAGAGCGAACCUACGGCCCUGACGAGUUCCGACGACGUCGAGCUACCUUCGACGGAGGGGACAGCGGCGACUUCGGCCCGGCCUUCAAGCGACUCCAGACCGAGAGGGAGCACGCAGGAGGCAGCGGCCGGACCCGAAGCAGGAGGAGCCCGCCAACGUUCGAGGCCGGCUCCAAGACAAGUAUUGCAAACCUCCUGACCGAGAGGUCCAAGCGCAAGCAGGCCGACAAGGAGAUCCACUGGAGGGCCAUCAAGGACUCUGAUCGGGAGCUCUUCAGGGAGGCGGCCGCCAAGCAGUGGAGCGAGUGGCAAAAGUAUGGCUCUUGUCAGGUACUCUCCAUCGAGGAGUCCGAGGCGAUCAGGGGCAUGAUCAAGCCCAGCCUCAUCCUGCCCAGCCGGUUCGUGUACCGGGACAAGAACGCCCCGCUGCGGACCGACAAGCAUCCGCUGCCGGUCAAGGCAAAGGCACGACUCUGCGUCGGGGGUCACAUGGACCCGCGCCUCGCUCAGGGCGACCUGCGGACGGACGCACCCACGGUCACCCGCAACUCGACCAUGCUGUUCUUCACCAUCUGCCAGAGGUUCGACCUGGAGAUCUACGCGGCGGACGUGGAGGCGGCUUUCAUGCAAGGCGAAGAGCAGCCCGACCAGCAGCUGCACGUGGCCCAGCCUCGCGAAGGUUUGCCUGGGCUGAACCCGAAGCAGCUGAUCAAAAUCCUCAAGGGAGUUUUCGGGCUGGCCACGGCACCGAGACAAUGGUGGGCGAAGCUCAAGAGGACAUUGCUGGCGGUGGAGGAGAAGCUGAGCGACAACUGCGUGUUUCGCCUACACCAGCACUCGCUAGACCCAGCGCUGUACUACGGCUACGACCAGCACGGUGAGCUCUGUGCGGUGGUGGUCGCCCACGUGGACGACUUGCUGCUGGGGAUCUCGCACAAGUACCCGGGCCUCUACGACAGGCUUCACAAGUUUUUGCCCUGGGGCGACUGGCGAGGCUUGCCUUCUACCUUUUGCGGCAGGCAGGCCUGGCGAGAUCAAGAGGAAGCACUACAUCUACGACAGACCGAGCACGCGAACACCAUCGAGGAGAUUCCGCUCAGCAAGGAGCGCAAGACGGACCUGUCGUCAGAUGCUACGCCAGCCGAGUUCUCGGACAACCGCUCCGCACUCGGAGCGCUCGGGUGGCUUUCAUCGCAGACUCGUCCCGACCUGGCAGCUGGAGUGGCCACGGGGCAGCGGACCCAGAACAAGCCCACCAUCCAGGACUUGCUCGAGACGAACAGGCUCAUCAAGUUGGCGCGGAAGCACGCGGACGUGGGUUUGGAGUUCCCUAAGUUACGUGGACCUCUGUGCCUGGUGACGUACCACGACGCCAGUUGGGCCAACGCUGACGAGCCAGCUGAAGGCGCCAUCUCCAAGUUGCUCGCCAAGACCGCGGGGGCAACCAGUAAGGACAAGAAGAUCAAGAUUCGCUCGCAGGCUGGCUACGUGAGUUUUCUCGCAGUCACAGAUUGCGCCAGCUUGUACGACACGAUGCAUAAAGACGGUUAUUCCAAGCUCCCGUCAGAGCGGCGCCUUUUGCUCGACCUAGUGGGCCUCAAGAAAUCACUAGAAGAGGAAGUUAGCAACGAGUUUAUCGCUAACGAUCAGCGCAGCCAACUACCCCUCUUUUGGGUUCCGACUGAUCAGCAGCUCGGUGAUCAGUUCACCAAGCGAUCGGACGGCAGUGCCAUCAGGGCAGCGCUGCGAGACACACGUCUCGCUUUGCAGCAUCAAGAGCCGACGGACCAGGCCAGAGAGCACGAGGCACACCUGACCAGUGCCGGCUCACUUUUCAAGCAGAUGCGCGGAGGCAGGCUGACGUCUCACAUCUCUGACGCUGUGCCUUUUGCGGCCGCGGAUGUGACGAGCGCCCCCGGCGAGGGUGCAGCCUCUGGCGAGGAGGAGCAGGCCGAAGGCCCCGCGGCGGAGGAGGGGUUGCCCGCGGCGCACUGGGACGGCUGGAGCGACGGCUGGAGCGAGACGUCUGUGGCGGUGCCCCCCGAGGGCGGCGGCGGCUGCGACUUCCUCGUGUGGCGCGACGCGGAGGAGUUCGCCGACGACGUGCGCGUGGGCUGCGAGGUGAUCGAGGAGGCAUUCGAGGAUACCGUGCUGCGGCUCGCCACUGCGUGCGCAGGCAUGCUGCGCCGGGCUGGGCCCGCUCAGCGCCGCAAGGGCCCUGGCGUGACGCAGCAGGGCAAGGGGCUCAGGGGCAAGCGGGCCCCGUCCUGGCAGCACAGGACGAGCGUGGCGUCCACCGCCGCGCCAUCCGCCCUCGCCUUCGGCGGCGACUCCGCCAGCGACUGA
Prorocentrum cordatum is the source of this 7503-nucleotide messenger RNA. The record is from the annotation of a GenBank genome assembly. NCBI's taxonomy places the organism in Eukaryota, Dinophyceae, Prorocentrales, Prorocentraceae.